This is a messenger RNA of Anneissia japonica, 3022 nucleotides long. RefSeq lists its product as uncharacterized. The record is from RefSeq and is a predicted model, not a curated record. Lineage: Eukaryota; Metazoa; Echinodermata; Crinoidea; Comatulida; Comatulidae. The transcript is spliced from 2 exons. Bases 79 to 1491 code for a protein of 470 amino acids.
CCAGGUAGACCAAGAACAUUGUAGACAUUCUGCAGAAACUGAUAGCAUCAGCGUUAAGUGCAAGGGAAUACUGCAAGAAUGUACUUCACGGCUCUCAUUACGGUUUUAUUAGUCUUUUCUAACUUUAUUUCUUAUUCAGUCAAUGGUGAACCUCUAAUUCACAUGGAUCCUUCAAAUUCUACAGCAACCGUAGGAGAUGCUGUUGAGCUCACUUGUACUUUCCAUUACAGUCCUUCGAAUCGGGCGUGGAUGAAAAAUGGAACGGUCAUAUCUGAUGAUGAGAAGUACACGGAGAAAUAUGAAAGGCAGACAAGAAAAUUCAGGAUCAAAAUUAACCGGGUGGAGCCCUCAGAUAAUGGAUAUUAUCAAUGCAUAGUAACAAUAAAUGGAGUGAAAGAAACAUCAGAAAAAGCUUGGUUAAAUGUCAUUGAAAUUGCAAAGAAGGUAUAUCCUAUUUGUAAAACAUCAAAGCGUAAUUACUUAAAGUGUGAUACGGUGCGUAUGACCUGCAUCACGGAGAAAAAGACACCCCCUGUCAACUUGAAUUUUAUCGCAUACCAAGAUUCUUCCAAUUAUUCUAAACCGAUAACAAUAUUUUCUCGAUGUGCUAAUGAAACACACGAAUGGAUUACUUCAGAAUUAGAGGCAGACAUCGAACUUAACAAUUUCAACAUAAGCUGUGUAAAGUCUGAUUCCUUUUCCGAACCUCUUCAGUGCAACUACUCAUUUUUGAUAUAUACAGAAGUAAAUGUCUCUGGACUACGCCAAAUAUCAGCAAAUGAAGGAACAAAUGCAGAAUUUACAUUCAAUAUAACUGCUGAUGUUGACCUACAUAUAGUUAAGACAUACUGGACUACUGAAAAUGACACUAACAACAUAGAUGUAGAUGACACUGAUGCCCAUUACACCCUGAUCAAUUCUCCAGGGCAACACACCUUUAUAAUAAAUAAUGUAAGGCGCUCAGAUGAAGGGUUUUACUGGUUCCAUAUUGUCACUGAAGAAUAUGCAUCUAUUCCUCCAAGUAAAGUUCGGCUUAAGGUCAAUCCUAUUUUCAAGCCUCCUACAUGUAAAACAUCUAAGCCUGCUUAUAAACCUGGUGAAAUUGUGAAAUUUACCUGCACUACUAAAGAAAAAAACCCAGACAACUUAGAAGUAGAUGGAACUUUGGUAUACAAAAGUUACAAUGGAAGACAGGCAUGGAUUACAUCCGAAUUUGAGGCAAAGGAAGAAGAUGAUGGUACAAUAUUGAGCUGCAGACUAACAAAUAAAUUUUCUCACCCAGAAUACUGUUAUUUGAUUUUGAACGUCUCAAAAACAGUAGAUAGCACGAGAAGCUCUGAGCCUGCAUGUGAGUGCGAUUACACAUACCAUUUUUUCGGUUUUGGUUUUCCUAUAUUAAUCUUACUGUUAUUUGUAUGUGUAAAAUGCGAGUACCAUUAUUCUGGUUAUGUGACAGUACUGAUAAAUAAGUGUAGAGUCAUGUUUAGAUAGUACCGUCGAGAGGGGGGUCAGGGGGGUCGCUGCCCCGUGUCUACUGGCCGCCCGGACGAAAAUGAAAUAUUAAAAUCUACAUAGGGCCCAAGCCAGGAUGAAAACUUUUGUUGUUAGAACAAACUCUACAUUAUGGAUAUGGGCGUCUUUCUCAGUCUUUCUGUAUUUUUAUUACUAGAUGAAUAACCCCCCAGGGGAAUAGUCCACCCAAUGCUCUCCCGUUCCAAACCAGAUGCAAAAUGGUAUGAUACGUGUAUUAUAUAUAUAUAAUUAUUAUCGUUUAUUCAUCAGAUUAUUCUGAUACAUCUACAUUGCAAAAAAAUAAUCACAUGGAAUAAUAUUCAUGUAUGUGGGUUUGGACAAAUAGGGUCUUAGGAGGAGACUUAAUUUGGGGAGCGGCCGAGUGGGGGUCCCAAGUGAAGGGGUGGGGGCAUGUGAGGUGUUGCCCCGGGGCCCUUACUGGCUCUCGACGCAACUGUUUGGAAUCAAGGUUAAUGGGAGGUCCGACCGAGAGUCCCGGAACCUCUGGUAAUUGGAGGGCUAUAUACGUGGUUGCGGAUCUAGAAAUUCGAAAUAGUGUAGUGGGGGGGGGGGCAGGAAAGAUGUUUUCUUUUUUACAGAUGGAGGGUUUAGACCACCACUGCUUCUCAACCUGGGAUCGGAGGGCACCUUCAGGGGGUAAGGUAAGUAAAUAGGCAUUCUAAAAUAUAUUCCGGACCCUAUAAUUAAGGCAAGAAUUACAGAGGGCGCCAUUUAGGUCUGCCAUUGGUGGUGGAUUCUUUCAUUGUAUUAAUUUUUAUAUACUGUAAUUCUAUGGAAAUAAAGUGCAAGUGAGGGGAAAGUUAAAAUUUUAGGGGGCAAUAUGUUUUCCUAUAGCAGACCGAAGAUACAAUUAUAAUUUAUAAAAUCACAACAUUAACAGGCAACGCUUCUGUCCAUGUGCUUGUUACUUUGAUUUGAAUGCUCUGUAUUUUUAUUACAACAGUUUGUUAUAUGCAUUAUUUUAAAUUGGCCAAGUGGCCUUGAAAUGACAGACGGACCGAUGGGAGCAAUUAAUUUUGUUGGCCAAUCGGGGGGUGGGGGGAUUGAAUGUCCCCUUGCCCAUUACUACCGUCACUGGAAAUAAAGUUUACUUAUAGAAUAUCUUAAUAUCUCAUUACAAUUUAAGUUUUAAUUAAUUUCAUGUAUAUUCAGGUGUAUUUAUUUUGUUGUUGUUCCUCUUUACUUAUUGUUAUAGUUAAUACAUGCAUAUACACAUAUUGUAUGUAGUUAAAAGGCUCAAAUAUUGUUAUAGUUAAUACAUGCAUAUAUACGCAUAUUGUAAGUACAUAUUUAAGAGGCCCGCCUUUACAUAUUGGUUUUUUGCACAUCUCAUCGAGAAUUGUGCCACUGUUACAAAAGAGAGAUAAUAAAGUUAUUAGUAUUAGUUUCCAGACAUGGAAAUCAGGUUUAAAUCAGGUGGUAGUCCUCUCAUAUUAAAUAAAUUUACCUCGAUCUAAUGCUGGAUAUAGAAAUGUUGAAUGGUCUAAUU